This is a messenger RNA of Stomoxys calcitrans (stable fly), 5578 nucleotides long. RefSeq lists its product as uncharacterized. The transcript has 5 exons. The record is from RefSeq and is a predicted model, not a curated record. NCBI's taxonomy places the organism in Eukaryota, Metazoa, Arthropoda, Insecta, Diptera, Muscidae. Bases 984 to 5201 code for a protein of 1405 amino acids.
UUGUUGGGUGAAAAGAAAGCAACGACUUUUAUUUCUCAGUUCUUCUACGACUGCUGAGCGAGUUGGUUGAUUGUGACGGUAUUAUUUUAAAUUUUCGAAUUUCCGGGCCGGGGGUGCUGUAGCCGUUGAAACGUAAACUUAAAUGAUAACCACAAAAAAACGUUAAAAUUUAGACAAAAAGUGAUUACCUAAAAUUGAUUAUAAGAAAGAAGUUGGCAGUUUUGACUUGCUUUAUUUGUUAAACAAGUGUCGCUAUUGGUUUUUUUAAAUAAGAACGCGUUUUUGCAUGCAAUCUUUUAUUGGCUGCCUUCUCGCUCAAACCAGUGCUCUCGAACAAAAACAUCAUUAAAUGUCCGCAAAAGAAAAAUCGUGAAAACAAGUUUCCUUUUUAAGCAAAGAAAAAAGUUUGUGUGAAGAAGCGCGCAUCCAACAACAGCGGCAGUGGUAACCACAAAUUGAAAGAAGUGAUAUUUUUGGAGUAAGCCAAGGCAAAUAAAUUUGCAAAAAAAAGAAUAAAUAAAUAGUGUGGCUAAAAAUACAUAGAAGGCUUUAAGGUGUUUGAGUGAGUGUUGUCAUAUGUGCGCGUAACAACAAAAGGAAAAUUCAAAAAUACAUACUAAGGAAGAAUUAUAAAAAAACAAAUCUUAAAGAAUUUAAAAAUUUAAGAACCAUUAAUUGGCUUACAAGAAAUUAAGUGAAGGUUACCAACAAUAAAAAUCUGAAAACCAAACUUUUUAAAUUGGAUUUUAUUUCACAAAGUGGAUUACUCUGAUAGAAACCAACAAAAACUUGAAAUAUACAAAGCGGACAAAUAACGAGUUUUUACACUUUAAAGAUUUAACAAAAAAAGAAUCUUUAUACUGUCCACUUACCAAGCACUCAUCCACUAUGGAAACUCUAAAAGGGCAAUACAACUCAACUUCGGCAGUAUUCUAAGUUAAGACACGAACCUUACAUGUUGCUAGUGCAGAGCAUAGUACAGCAUGUUUGGUCUCUUGAACACUACACAAAUCUAUGGCAUAAAUCCAGCAUCUACGCAUUCAGAACAUGAACACCAGCAGCAACAGCAAAACCAACAACAACAACAUAAUUUUCAAACCCAUGCCCAUAUAGCAGGAUCAACUACUAUAUCCUCAACAUCCCCCAUACCAAAUACCAUUAUUGCCCCACAAAAUCACACCUCCAAAGGGCAUCGUCGCACUUCAUCUUCCAUUUCCGAUACGAGUGGCAGCAGCAGCAGCAAAUUUCUCUCAAAUCUUACCUCAAAAAGUCCCACAAAUUUUUUGGAGAAAUUUCUCAAAAACGAUUUUUUAAAUACCUAUGACACCUUGAAGAACUAUCGCAAUUUCUCAGCAAGUGGUGCUCAAAAUAAACGCCAUUCUGACCCCUUGCAGGGUCAGCAGAGCCAGCAAGGGUUUGCGAAUACCUUUAAUUGCUUACAGGGCAGCUAUCGCCACAGUUUUGAUGGUGAAUUCUAUGAAAAGACUAACGUGAAGAAAGCCAGCAAAGAUUUGCAGGAGCUAAAGGGAAUAGUGACACCUACAUCAUCUACCACUAACCGGGAUCUGCAUAAAUCCUCCGAAAUGACCAUAAAGUGCUCCAAAAAUCUGUUGGCUGUUGAACCUGAGGUCCAAGGACCUGCCACCUUACAAAAUUAUCAGAAAAUUCCCGAAAGUGAACAUGAUUUGCUAGUAGACUCUCUAUUGGUGGCCUCUAGUGGUGCUAGCUCAGGAGAAUUCAAUAGCAGCAGUGAUACCACCACCACAACCCAAAGUUCUAGUGCUGGUGGCAAUACUUCUAGCUUCUCAACAUCUUCAUCGAAUAUUUAUAAAAGACUGUCGUUUGGCGCUAUUAGAAACUCACAAAGUUCCCAGAAGCAGGAGAAAAAUGGGGAAAAUUCGCAGGUGCAACAACAACUGGAGGGGAUAACUGAUCACUCUGUGACCCUGAAUCUAACAACCUCUCUGAUACCCAGUUUCAAGGUAAUCGACCUGCAUAGAUCGUCUUCCUCAAACUCCUCAUCAGGUGAUUGCCUUUCCAAGAGAGAGCGUAAAAAAGGAGCCAUGACACCACAACCCCCCAAAACUCCUCUCUCCCAGCUACUCAACCUCUCAUCAAACUCACCAAAAUCUCCACAAAAAUCCAAAUCGGCCACAGAGCCUUCAACACCAACGACCUCAACCCUAACACCAAACUCCUCCACCUCUGGAACUCCCGCCUCCGCACAGGAUAAGGCACAGCGACGCAAGCUAUUGCAAAUGUUGACCGCCUAUGAACAACAAAAUAAGCUGUUGCAACGUGAACUAGCCAAAGAGAAACGUAGACGUUCCGAAGAAUUGGCCUGUGUGGUCAAAUCUUUGCUAUGCUUCGAAUCAAAACUGAAGAAUGACAUGAAAUCGUUUAACCAACGCCUGCAGGAUAAGGAUGUGGAAAUAUGCCGUUUGGUAAGACAAAAUCGUGCCCUGCGUAAGAAAAUGUGCCGCCUGCAGGAGGAGGCCAGCGCAUGUACCCGCGACGAGGGUGUGGUGGAGGAUGAUGAGGCAGAGAAUGAAGCAGAUGCUAAGGACCUACUGGAAGACUGUCUUGUUUUGGAAGCCCUGCAAUGCAUUAAUUGCCGUAGGCAAUUCUAUGAUAUUGAGGUGCAAGAGAACUGUACACAGACCACAUUGACCAUGGCAGGUGCUGGCGGUAACGUUAGCGGUGGUAUCCUGAAGGAUGUCGGUGGCAAUAGAAAUAUUGAUGAUCCCACAACUGAACAUGGCUCUUCGAGUGAUGACACCGUCUCCUCAUCAUUCUUUGGAGCUAGACGCAGUGUACGCUAUACCAGCAAACGAACCUCGGGCACAUUUCGCGAUUACAUGCGUUCGCGUGCCAUGAACAUUGAUGAUCCCUCCCUGGAAGCCGACAACAAUUCCGAAGAAUAUCCAAGCACCCUGAGUCACGAUGAUUCGCGAGAGAAUAUCUACUCAAGAACCAUAGAACGCAUGCAUGGUGUCAAAUGUGAGAGCGAACGUGACUCCGAGGAACACAGCGGCCUGGAUACAUCGUCGUCAUCGGUGACGCGUUCCAAUUCAAGGGCCAGCACGAAAAGUUCCAAAAGUUCUUCAAGCAAAUCCAGUGAUCUGAGUAAUGCCUUGGAGGAGGAUGAUGGCAUAUUCUCACCCACACAAGAUGAGGAUUUUGAAGAGGAGGAUGUAGUAAUGGGAAAAUUGAAAAUUGUUAGAGGUAGAGCUUUGGAAGCUUUCUCGGAGGCUUCACCCAAACAAAUCUAUGAAACAUCCACCGAUGAUUGGUAUGCCAGUGCUUCCGAUCAGGAAGAGACCAUUACGCCAGGGGCUGCAAAUGCCUCUAAAUGCUAUGGCCAGGGUGCAGUAAAUCCAGUGCUGGAAUGUGUCAAUCAAAUACUAUUACAACAAUCCAUGGAAGGCAUGGAGGAUAGAUCUCAGACACCCAAAAAUUCUUUAACGACAUCAACAACAACAACGACGACGACAACAACUUUACCUAGACGUAGUUCUUUAAGCGAUCGUAGAAACAAUCAGCGUAACAAUAGCCGUGCUAGCGAUGGUGCUGCCCCCAAUUCAGGCAAUGGUACUUUGACCCGCAAACGUGUACAUUUCUCCACCAAAAAUAGCAUGGUACAUGUGCCGCGCAACGAUGAGACCGAAGACGAGGAUGAGCAAGAGGCCCACGAAGCAAUGGCCAAUGUGAUCUCAAAUUAUCAAAUGAGCUCAGUGAGCUCCUCCUACAUCAGCCAUUCACCGGCCCUGAUGGACAAAGAGGAGGAGGUGGAAACAGAGCGUUUGGAAAUCUUCAAUUACGAAAGUAUUUACAGCAAUGAAUAUGAGCCCAUAGGCUCAGAAAUGAAUUCCUCCAAUUUGUAUGUGGACAUGGAAUCGACCACAGCUAUGACCCCAAAUGGCCAAAACGGUUGCGAUAAAAGCACUGUAAGCGAGGCAGUUAAGGCCAGUAAACUGCCCCCAGCUUUGCCCCCCAAACCUGCAAAUUUAUUGAAAUUUAAGAAAUCCUUGCAACAAUUGGAUGAGGAGACUCAUGAUGAGCUAAUUGAGUCUCAUGAGGGUGAGGUUUUGGUGGAGCCCGACUAUUGCUCCAUAUCCGAGGUCAAUGUGGGCAUUACCAGUGUUCAGAUACGUGCCGAUAUACAUCGAGCUCCUUUGUCAGAACGCGAUUUGGAAUCGGUGGUGGAAAAUGACAAUGAUUUGGAUGCGGCCACUGUGGUUUCCGAGGCCAAUUCCCAAAAGACUGAAGAAAUUGAAGAGAUUUUCGCUGAUAUACCAAAGUUACCUAAUGUGGCUGCCAUUAUAGCACCAAAAUCUGCCCUAAAGCAAAACGAAUAUUUGGUUAUGACUCCCAAGCAGGAGGCAGUUUCCAAAAAGCAGCCCGUAGGCAUAAUGGCCUUAGCAUCACCCGGGGCUAAACAAAAGCCCGACCGCUCGGCCUUGAAAUUGAAUUUGUCCUCAUUGAAUGGUUGCCAGAAUGGCUAUAUGGCCAGUCCCAAAAUGGAAAACUCGCCAGUGCUGAGACAGCUAACAGCCUCGGGAAGUCCUAACAAUUACCAACAGCCGCAAUAUAAGCGUAAACAUAUGCCAAAUAUUCUGCAAGAGAUCAAUAAACGCUUGAGUUUGCCCAACUCACCGGUUACACCACCCACUCCCAAUAGCGUUAAUAAUAACAAAAGCGGCUCCAAAUCUUCUGCCUCCGCCUCCGCCUCUUUGGAGGCCAAUGAAUCCCUUAACAGUCUGCCUUUACAGGCUGAAUUUGACUGGUACAAUUUAGAUGUGGAAUAUGGUAAAAAUUCUACACCCGGAGAUCAUGGGCCCAAGGUCUCGGAUAUGCUAGGCAAUGGUGUUAUGACCAAUUCCCUAUUGGCCGAUAUCAAAGAGGAUGGCGAGAGUUUAAUCAACACUGCCGAUGAAUACAAUUUGGAUGAGGAGUACUCUGAUGAUGAGAGGGAUGAUCUGGAAGAUGGUGAUAGGGCUCACAAAGAACGCUCGAACCAGCAACCCAAUGAGGCCAUCAAUUGCAUUCUAGUGGCCAAUAAUCAUGCCAAGGCCAAGAAAAUCAAAAAGAAUUUGGCCAAUUUUGAAAAAUUCAUAGAAAACACGACCAUGGUGAAUGGCGGCAAGUCUUCUUUGAAUGCCUCCAAAAGAAAAAUCUAUUUUGCCGGACCUUUUGUGUGAUAAGAGAGAAAGAAACCUCUAAUGAAGAUUAGAAAAGUUGCAAACUUUUUUUAAAUUUGUGAGAAGAAAAAAAUUAAAUAUUCCUUUUGUAAAACUGAAUUAUGAAUUUCUCUUAAAUUUUAAAUUUUUUGUUUUGUAAUUUUUAUUUUUAUUCCCUAACUAUAAUUUGUAGUUAUUUGUUUUAAAAAAAAUUUUCUUUUUUAAGAUGGCAAUCAUUGAGCAAUUUCAUUAAGAACUAAAACCCCCACCCCACCCAUAAAUCUUCCUAGUAUUUCUAAAAUAUUGUGUUUUUAGUUUCUAAGAUAUAUGCCUAACUUUAUAUACAUACAUUUAUCCUCAUAUAUAGGUCUUUCUAUACCAUAUUGUAUACACUCGAA